AUGACGCCGCUGCAGCUGGCCUUAUCAAAUCUGACUGACGUUGGUGACAGCGAUGAUGAUUUGCUGGACAACGAAUUCCAAAGCCUGGAUGCGGCGCGCUGCCUCUUGGCAGCAGGCCCAGCCCUGCCCAUACUCUCAUCACUGGCUGCUGCUGGCCCCGCCGCCCUGCCGCUCUAUGCCGACUUUGUCAUCGCCCGCCUGCCGCUGUCUGGGCAGGAUUGGGCGCUGGUGCCAGCCCCCUGCCCCGGCCUGUGCGGAGUACUGCCGGCUGCUUUGGCGCACUCGCCUGAGCAGGCGCGCCAGCUGGUGCGCCACUUGCCACCUCCAUAUGUGCAGCGGCUGCGCACUGCGGCGCUGGCGCUACACCGCGCCCAGAAGGAACUGGGCACCUCGCUGCCGCCGCCCAUUGUUGGGCUCAUCCUGGCUGCGGGGUGCGCUGAGUGA
Messenger RNA from Chlorella variabilis, 444 nucleotides. Its product is annotated as expressed protein. The coding region runs from base 1 to 444 and encodes 147 amino acids. The record is from RefSeq and is a predicted model, not a curated record. The transcript has a single exon. Lineage: Eukaryota; Viridiplantae; Chlorophyta; Trebouxiophyceae; Chlorellales; Chlorellaceae.